Molecule: messenger RNA, 1599 nt
Organism: Penicillium expansum
Lineage: Eukaryota; Fungi; Ascomycota; Eurotiomycetes; Eurotiales; Aspergillaceae
Product: putative MFS multidrug transporter
Exons: 7
Coding region: 1-1599 (532 amino acids)
Biological process (GO): transmembrane transport
Molecular function (GO): transmembrane transporter activity
Source: RefSeq, a predicted model, not a curated record
AUGGCGUCAGAAAAUAAACAAUCUUUAACGGCUCAGAUAGCCGCCAUCCUUUCUUCAGACAAGGAUGAGAGAUAUGACAAAAGGUCCCUUGCUUCAACGGAGAAUAAUCAAAAAUCAAAUGGCGAUUACCAUAUAGUUGAACUGUCUCAAGAUGAACUACUUGUCGAGUUUCAAGAGAACUCACCCAAAAAUCCACCAAACUGGGCCUUUAAGAAAAAGUUCUACAAUGCGGUUGUGGGGCUAUUUAUUGUCCUCAAUAGCGGCAUAUCAUCGGCACUUCCUAGCAAUGCAGUCCCCGCUAUCAUGCAGGACUUCCACGAGUCCGGAGGCCAGCAAAAGGUCUUACCAACUGCCGUCUUUCUUAUUGGCUAUGUAGUUGGACCCCUACUAUUCAGUCCAUUGAGUGAAACUAUUGGACGGAAACCCGUCCUUCUCUGGUCUUUUACUGUUUUCGUCCUCGCUACGCUUGGAUGUGCUCUAGCGCCAAAUUGGUCCUCUCUUCUCGUCUUUCGGACUAUUUGUGGUCUUGCUGGGGCAGCUCCUCAGACGGUUGUUGGUGGUAUUUAUGCAGACCUAUUUUUUGAUCUGCGAAGUCGUGGUCGUGCAAUGGCGAUGUAUAUGUCGGCUUGCAGUUUUGGUCCUAUUCUGGGCCCCAUUAUCUCCGGAUGCUCGGUAAAAUAUGGUUGGAGAUGGACGUUUAGGAUCGACCUGAUUCUGACGGGUAUUACUUGGUUGGCUUUGCUCUUCACAUCUGAAACUUUUGGCCCAGCACUCUUGAAACUACAAGCUGCCAAAUUGAGAAAGGAUUCGAAUUCCAAUCGAUACUUCUCGCGUCAGGAGCUCAACCUCGACUCGAGAUUCACCCCGAUGGAGAUUAUCACUCGCCCGAUCACGAUGCUCUUCUUUGAACCUAUCAUCACCUCAACAUCCAUUUAUAUCGCUCUCGCAUAUAGUCUGGUGUUCUUUUAUUUCCAGGCCUAUCCCAUCAUCUUUGGAGGUGUCUAUAAUUUCACCGUUGAGCAAACUUCCCUCACAUACAUCCCAAUUGGCGUUGGUGCCGCAUCUUCCGGCUUUGUCGCCCUCUACUACGACAUGAUCUACGAAAAAGCCAAAAAGCUCAACAAAGUCUGGACCUCCAGCCCAGAGUACCACCGACUUCCCAUGUCCUGCAUCGCCGGGCCCUGUCUAACAAUCAGCAUGUUCUGGCUCGCCUGGACAGCAAAGCCUACCAUGCACUGGGCAGCACCCGUGAUGUCCGGGUUCAUCUUUGGAUUCGGAUUCCAGACCAUCUUCAUUUCCCUUCUUACCUAUGUGACCGACGCAUACAAAAUCUACUCUGCCAGCGCUCUGGCAGCUUCUGUUAUUGUGCGGAGCAUUGCUGGAGCGCUUUUCCCGCUGGCCGCUGAGCCGCUCUACAAAUCUUUCGGGGUUUCUUGGGCCACUUCCCUCAUUGGAUUUAUUAGUCUGGCUUGCAUUCCGAUUCCUUUUGCUUUGAUGCACUGGGGUUCUUGGAUUCGGGAGAGAAGUCCGUUCUGUCAGAGGUUGAUCUUGGAGGAGAAACUCAGGGCUAGUGGAUCGAGUACACCUGCGCAGGUAUAG